Molecule: messenger RNA, 1899 nt
Organism: Lachancea dasiensis
Lineage: Eukaryota; Fungi; Ascomycota; Saccharomycetes; Saccharomycetales; Saccharomycetaceae
Source: the annotation of a GenBank genome assembly
AUGCCUGUGAAGUACGAACACGACGGGUGGUGCUUCGAACCCACGUGGGACCCGCUGGGCGGAGUGGACGCUGAGCUACCGUCGGAGCUGGGCUCUGGCGCGUGGGACCAGGGCCAGUACUGGCCCUUGCAACGGCCGCUCCAGCAGCCGCUCCAGCAGCCGCUCCAGCAACAGCUCCAGCAACAGCUCCAGCCAGACUUGGUGGUACGAGACACGUUGAGCCACGCCUGGGCUGGCAGCAGCAGCAGCAGCGGCGGCGGCGGCUGCGGCGGCGCCGUGGAUGCAAUGGGGAUGUCUGGGUUCACGCACGUGACCCCGCACCAGCGCGGCGCGGCGUCGUCCGAGGGCACAGACUUCUCGAGCUUUUUCGACCUCGGCAGCGCGCUCGCCGCGGACGCGGCCACGUGCGGCGCGGCGUCGUCGGGCCUGUCGUCCGCGACGGCGUCGUCGUUCAUGACCUCGCCGGAGCCGGACGCGGAGCUCGACGCGUGGCACUCGGCGUCGUCCGUGGAGACGUCGCCCUGGACGGGCCACCACUUCCAGUGGUCCGCCAAGCCCGAGCAGCUCCCUCCGCGGCCCCACGUGACCCCGCUCUUCGCGCCUGCAUCCGCACACCAUACCACCUCGCACCGUCGCAUGUCCGCCAAGGCCCCAUCGUGCGCCUCUUCCUCGUCGUCCGCGGUGGGUCGCAACGCGCGCUCCCGCUCCUGGAGUGCCGCGGCCACCGCGGCCACUGCCGUCAGAACCGCCCGUUCCGCCUCCACAACGAACCCGCCUCUGUACAAAUACGUGGCUCACGCGCAAAUGGCCAUGCAGCACGGCCAGCCCAAGAACGCGCUGGAAAACCAGCAUUCUUGGGUUCAAAUCGCCCGCAUCACCCCAGAGCGUCGUGCUCUGGUGUCCCAACGGCUCGCAGACAAAAAGGCCACCCAGCCAGCUGUGCAAUCAGUCGGUUCUGCGCACGAUGUCGUUGCGGAGGUGCUGGAUUUGUUUGGCCAGAGCAGCGUAUGUGCCAAGAUAGCUAUAUUGGCCCGCGAACACACCAAUUUUGCCCUCCGCCAUAACGAGUGCAUCGACCAAGCGGAGACUGAUGCCUUACAACGUCGUGAUCUCGACGCUGUCAACAGCACCUUGUGGCUGAACCAGAGUACGCCCAGAAACCCGGUGCGCCAGUCCAAACAGUUUCCUCGACUCACUGUGUACGACUGUGACGCCGGCGCUCUAAUGGCCGCAGACCCCAGUCACGUACCAGGGCUCUUGGCCGUUGAAGUGCGCACCAGCAGUGGGUACAACGAUUUCACGUCCUCGUCCACCGAGGGCUCGGCCUUGUCGGAGUUCGACUGCGAUCUGUUACAAUUGCGCCACAUGUCCCUGCUACGUGAGAGCGACGACCGUCGGCGUAAAAACAAGUACUACGAGUUCAUUGAGGGAAAGAUGAAGCGGCCACUUAAUAGCUUUAUGCUCUAUCGUUCUGCCUUGAUGAAGGCCGUGGCCAUUCUUAAAGUGUGCAAUGUGGUCACUCAAACUUGUGACACUCUUGCCUUGCAAUUCCCGCAACUCACGGAAGCGCAGCUGCUGUCCGUGAUUCGCAGCGUGGUAGACAACGAUGACUCGCUUCCUUCAGACCUCCCCGUCGAGGUCCAACGCAGUGCCGUGCGCCAGGCUAUCGAUGCCACCAUGUACGAGCGCACAGACAGUCGGUCCGCGCCAUUAAAACCCGUUGACCCCAAAUUCGCCAACCAAACCGAGGUUGCCCAAGUUAUCACGCUAAUGUGGAAUAGCGAGCCUCAAGAUUUCAAACAACGGUUUGUGGGAUUUUCACACGUCGAAAAACAACACCACCAUCAAGUUUAUCCAAAGUACAAAUACUGUCCUGUGAAAAAGGAACGUCCCACUUAA